Dermatophagoides pteronyssinus (European house dust mite) is the source of this 4782-nucleotide messenger RNA. Its product is annotated as F-actin-uncapping protein LRRC16A-like. Gene Ontology annotation, cellular component: lamellipodium; plasma membrane. Lineage: Eukaryota; Metazoa; Arthropoda; Arachnida; Sarcoptiformes; Pyroglyphidae. Gene Ontology annotation, biological process: cell migration; regulation of Arp2/3 complex-mediated actin nucleation. Gene Ontology annotation, molecular function: protein binding. The record is from RefSeq and is a predicted model, not a curated record.
AUAUGUCAAAACAAUAACCAAAAAAAGAAAAUUUCCAUAAAAGUGACAUGUUUGUGACAUUACAAUUUGUCUUCAUUUAAUGAAUGAAUGAUCAGAAAGACCUGAUCUGAAAAAAACAAUGGUCAACAAUUUAUCAUCAACUGUGACAAUAAUGACAACAACAAUGGCUUCAACUACACCACCACCAUCAAUAACAACAAAUAUAAAUCAACAACAACAACAACAACCAAAAUCUGGUAGUAUUAAACGUAAUAAUCAAGCAAUGAUGAACAUAACUAAAGAAAUUGAAGAACAUGUCUCCAAUAUGAUUGGUCCAAACAUAAAAUUAACACAUAAAGCGAUGCUCAAAUUGGAAUUAAAAACGGAUAAAUUUGAAAAUCGUUUAUUAAUAUUUACACAAUAUCGAUUAUUUAUAUUCACAGUGAAAGGAGGCGGAAGCUCAACUAAACUAGAACAUUCAUAUAAUUUGAUUGAUAUAAAUCAUAUUGAAUCAAGACAAUCGGAUCGUUUGAUAAUCGGUUUUCGUUCGAUUGAUUCAAAACAUCCAUAUUGUUUUCAUUCCUGUGAUCCAAAUCAAGAAGAAAUAAAUUUGAUUAUUUGUCAUUUGGUUAGCUCAUUAAAAACAUUAUUUCCAUAUAUGCCAUUCGAAUCGUUCAUUAAACGAUUUAUUGUUGAACCAAAACAACGUUUAGAUAAUAUUUAUGAGUAUGUUCAAUUGAUGGAAGAGCGAUUACGUUUCCGUUCCCAUGAUCAUCCUUGCGGUGGUUUCUCCAAUCAAUAUGCUUGUUUUUGUGAUUAUUAUGGUGUGCCAUAUAGAGAAGAAGUUGCAAGAGAUAUUGAUACAAUAUAUGCGGCUCAUAAUCAUACCGAGCUUUCAAUAUUAGAUUUCGAACAUCUUGAUCUAAAAGAUUUACAACCGCUCAUUGCUGCAUUAACAUAUAAUGGAUAUUUCACAAAAUUUCGUGUUUCAAAUGUUAAGAUUGUUAAUAGUAGCCAAUCAGGUAGUGAUCAACUUUGUGAACUCAUAGUCAAUCUUGUACGACGAUCAACUAAACUAGAGGAAAUAUAUUUAGAUAAUACCGGUAUUCGUGCAGAUUUUGUCAAUAAAUUAUUUCAGGCAAUGUUAUUGAAUAAUCAAACAUCGAUACAAUAUAUUGAUUUAUCAAAUAAUACAAUUGAAGAUAAAGGUUUGAAAAAUAUGACUGCAUUCGUUGCAAAAUCAUUUCAUAUGGCUAAUUCUAUGAUGAUGAAUAAUUCAUCCGAAGAUCUCAGUUCAGCAUCAUUAUCGUUAUUAAAUUUUUCAACCUGUUCAAAUCCGAUUCAAAGUCAACAACAAUCGAAUAAUAGCAAUAAUAAUACGAUAACAUCAUCAGCAAAAUUAAUGUACAAAGGUCUUGUACAUUUGAAUCUUUCACAUUGUGGUAUUACAUCGAAAGGUAUUUCCGAACUAUCAGAAUCACUUUAUUUGAACAAAUCAAUGUUUUCAACAUUGACCUACCUUAAUUUAAGUGAUAACUGUUUCAAAGAUGAUUUAUCGAAACUGUAUAAUUUUCUGGCUCAACCAAACAAUAUUGCUCAUCUUGAUCUGUCCGGAACCGAUUGCAAUUUGGAAAGUGUUUUUGGCGCCCUUCUUCAUGGUUGUACAAACAAUCUUGUGCAUUUGAAUUUAUCACGGAACCAAUUUAGUGGAAAAAAAUCCAGUCAUAAAGAUUUGAUAGUGCCUGUUUCGAUCAAAAAAUUUUUCUCUACUGCAAUAUUUUUACGUACAUUAGAUUUAUCGCAUAACAGAUUGCCUACUGAUGCACUCAAAGCCAUAUUACUCGGUUUAGCUUGCAAUGAAUCGGCUUCAAAUUUGCGAAUUAAUCUUUCAUCGAAUGAAUUCAGAUCGAAUGGCGCCGCCGUACUAGAGCUUUGUCUGGCCGAUAUUCGAUGCGUUUCCGGUUUAGAUCUCAGUGACAAUGGACUUGAUAUGGACCUCAUUCAAGUGAUUGGUGCAAUCGCUAAAAACAAAUCGAUCAAAUAUUUAUCGAUUGGUCGUAAUUUUAACAAUAUUAAAGCCAAACAUUUGCCAAAAGUUUUAGAUGCAUUUUCCACAUUACUACAAGAUCCAGAUUGUUCCAUCGAAUCAUUAUUGUUGGUUGAUUCGAAAUUACGCGCUGAAAUAUCAAUUAUUUUGGAUGCACUUGGUUCGAAUCAAUCAUUGAUCACUAUCGAUAUUUCGGGAAAUUUAAUGGGGUUACUUGGAGCAAAAACGUUGGCAAAAACACUCCAAAUAAACAAUCAUAUGGAAACAAUUUAUCUGGAUCGUAAUCUGAUACCAACAGCGGGAUUUUUUGAUAUUGCCUAUGCACUUGAACGCAAUUAUACAUUGAAAUAUCUUCCAAUCCCGAUACAAGAUCUACAGGCAGCGAUGAUGAAAAUGCCCGAGCGUACAGAAAUCGCUAUGAAUAAAAUUCAGGAAUUUAUACGUCGUAAUAAUCUACCGCAAACGGCCGCUGUACGUAACAUGCGGUUACAUAAUCUACAAAAUUCCCAUUUCAUUGUUGACAAUAAUUUGUUUGUCAAAAUUGAUAAAAUUGCCAUACAAUUGCAAAAUUUAAUACGUGAAAAAUCACCAUUAUAUCAACAAAAUCGCAAACCAUCAUUGGAUUCGAUUGAUAUUAGUACACAUUCAAAUCAGGAUAAAACAAUUACGGUCGAUGAUUUUUGCAUGACGAAUGAAAAUUAUAUUGGCCGAAUUGAAAAUCUAUUGAAUGAUGUUCGAAAUAUGCGAUCACUUUAUAGUAAAGUACAAGAAGUUUAUGCACAUACAACACAAACAAUGAAUGGAUUGUCAUCAUCAUCUUCAAUAAAUGAUAGCUAUGGACGAAGAUUUUCAUCUAUUGCGAUUUCACGUCCAAUUGAAGCAACAAUUUUGGAAUUUUCACGUGAAUUAAAAAGUUCAUUUGAAGGUCAAGUUGUAUCGGUUUCUGAAUUGAUCAUACAAUGUAUAAAAGAUGAAUUUCCAAAUGUAUUUUUUCAUAGUCAGCAUCUUGAAGGUGAUCUUCGGGAAUUGUAUAAAAAUUCAAUCAAUAUAAACUCGACUCAAUCAUUAAUACCACCGAUGGAAUAUUUUCAAGUGUGCCUUACCGAAGCAGUCGGUACACAAUGGUCAAUUAAAUUGGAACAGAUUCUCAAUACAAUAGCUAGUCAAAUAUGUAAUAAAGUUUUGAUCGAAAUUAAUCGGUGUUUAAUGAAUACUCAGAAAAUGAUUGAUAGCUGUGAUCUAAAAUCAAGGACAAAUGCAAUCAACCUUAAUAAUAAUCAUCAUGUUCAUUCGAAUGGCAAUAGUAAUGGUCCAUCGAUACGAAGUUUAACACCAUCGGAUCUUCGAAGUCAAACAUUAAUCGAAUCAUAUUGUAGCUCACAAGAUUCAAAUGAUUUAUUAAGUUUAUCGAAACAUGAUAAUGAUCAACAAAUGAUGGAUUCCGAUAGCGAUAAUGCAAUUUGGCUAGCUUGGCUAAAUCUCGCAACACCUAAACUUGGUAAUAGUCAAAAACGUCAAAAUGUCUAUAUAAGAAAAUUACGGCCACAAUCAGUUCUAGAUGGUGAUAUCAUCGUAACGAAUGAAGAUGAUUUUACCGAUCUAAUGAUCAAUCGUAAUGAUCAAUCUCAAUCGAAUGAUAAUAAUAAUGCUAAUAAUGAUUCAAUACAUCAAACAAAACCAAAUCUUCAUCUAACUAAAAUGCGACCACGAAAUCGUAAAAUUCGCGCACCGACACGAGUGACGAUUGUUGAUUCGAAAACAACAGCUAAUAAAGAUCAACAAAUAGUAGAUAAUAAUCCGAUUGGUUCAAAACUAGAUGAAGGAUUGGAUAAUUUUUUCCCCUCAUUAUCAUUGAUGAACAAUUCAUCAUCAUCGAAUGUUUCCAUCGAAUCCAAAGAGAUUGAUCAAACAAUACAGCAGAAUUAUCAACUACAACCGAAUAAACCUCAACCACAACCUCGAAAAAUUUUAAGAAAAUUAGGUUUCAAAUCUCAAAGCGAACAACAGCAAUCAAUAGAUAAACAGGCAAUGAUCAAACAGAAUGAAGAAUUGAUUUUUUCAAAUUCACCGAUCAUUUUUGGAAACAGACGAGUUGCUACUGCUGGUAGUGGUGGUGAACAUGUUUCCAUUUGUAGUGAUUCAAAUGAUGUACAUCAUACCGGCGGUAGCCGUGUUCAUAGUCCAUUACCAUCAGCAAGUGGUGAUAUACAGCAACAUAAUGAAUUAUUAGCCGAAAUGAAAGCAAUUCAAGAGAAACGUUCAUAUAAUUCUACACCUGUUUCUAAUGAACAGCUAACAUUUGCAUCAACGUUGGAAAAGAAAUCUAGCAUAGAAAAUAUUGAUGAUGAUAAGUCAUCAAUUAUUUCGCAACAACAACAAAGUUCAGAUGACACUUCAACAACUAAUAAUAGUACAUCAAUAUCAGUGGCUAAACGUGCAACCAUAUUCGGUGAUUUACAUAAAUCACCAUCCAAACAUUCGAUAUCAAGUCCAACGGAGGAAAAUAAUGAAAUCAUUGGUUCGAAAGAAAAUCAUAUUGCUAAUAGUAAUAAUCAAAAUAAAAGUACCACAACAUCAACAACAUCGUCAUCACGGCAACGACCUAAAUCAAUGGUUGGAAUGUUGGGUGCAAAAUUUGAAUUAUCAUUAAUGAAUUCUAAUUCUAAUAAAUGAUCAAUUGUAUACAAUCCACUAAUAUCAAUAGUCAUUAACAGGAAAAUCAAAAACACACACUUGACACAAAUAUUCAAAAUCAA